Molecule: messenger RNA, 1965 nt
Organism: Closterium sp. Naga37s-1
Lineage: Eukaryota; Viridiplantae; Streptophyta; Zygnematophyceae; Desmidiales; Closteriaceae
Source: the annotation of a GenBank genome assembly
AUGCACCCUUUUUGUGCAGCUAGGCCCCUCUCCUCCAUGCCUUCUUUCUCUCUUCCCCCUCCCCCAAUCCACUGGGUAAGGGCAGGGCCUUACUCUCCCCCUCUUUUCUCCCUCCCUCACAUGCCUACCCCCUUAGCCCUCUCUGCAGCUGCGCAAGGCCCUUCCUCCAACCCUCAUCCUCUGCGCCGCUUCUCCUAUCGCAAGCUACAGCAGGCAGCUGGGUACUGGGAAACGCGUCCCUGCAGCUGGGCAAGGCAAGGGCCUUACUCCCCCCCACUCUCCCCCUUUUUUUCCCCCUCCCAGCGGGGCAAGGAUCUUCCUCCGACCCUCCUCCCCUGCGCCGCUUCUCCUAUCACGAGCUGCAGCAGGCGGCGGGCGGGGUACUUCAACGCGCCGGCCCUGCAGCUGGGGAAGGCAAGGGCCUUAUUCUCUCCCUCUCUUCUCCCUCCCGGCUGCAGCAGCGGGGCAAGGGCCUUCCUCUGGCCCGCCUCCUCCGCGGCGCUUCUCCUACCGCGAGCUGCAGCAGGCAGCAGGGUAUUUCAAUGCGCCCCUGCAGCUGGACAAGGCAAGGGGCCUUCCUCCAACCCUCCUCCUCUGCGUCGCUUCUCCUACCGCGAGCUACAGCAGGCAGCGGGGUAUUUCAACGCAUCCCUGCAGCUGGGAAAGGGCAGCUUUGGAACCGUUUUUCGCGGGCAGGUGGACGAGUGGCUGGGAGAGCUGCCACGUGGCAGCAAGAGAGAGGUGGCGGUGAAGGUGCUUCACACGGAGAGCGUCAAGGCGUUUGACGACUGCCUGGCGGAGAUCCUAGUGCUGGGCGACCUGAGACACCCCAACCUGGUGCAGCUGCUGGGGUACUGCAUGGAGGACAGCCGGGCGAUUCUUGUGUAUGAGCUGGUGGAGAGAGGGGACCUGCACCACUGGCUACAUCCCAACGACCUCUCCCCAGACAGCCCGUGCCUGACAUGGGAGCAGCGCGUGCAGGUGGCAGUGGGCAUGGCGGAGGGCAUGGCAUACCUGCACGGGCAGAACAUCAUCCACCGCGACUUCAAGUCCCACAACGUCAUGCUGGACAGUGAGCUUAGAGCGAAGGAGCUGAGAGCCAAGGUGACGGAUUUUGGCAUGGCGACACGGGGACCAGAUGAGGGCAAGACGCACGUGUCCACUCGCAUCAUGGGCACCCUGGGGUACCUCGACCCUGACUAUAUCGACACAGGCCACCUCACCCCGCUGAGCGAUGUCUUCUCUCUGGGCGUGGUUCUCCUGGAACUGCUCACCGGCCGAUCCCCCGCCACCACCGCCACCCACAACCGCCUCUUCCCCUGGAUCCACAAACAGCUGGCGCGGGGGAGGAAAGGAGGAGGAGACUCAGCAUCAGCAGCAGCGGCAGCAGCAGAAGGUAAUGACGAGCAGCAGCAGCAGCAGCAGCAGCAGCAGGAGGGGAAGAAGGCGGAUGGGUUUCAUAUAAGUCAGGUUGUGGACCCGCGCUUGAAGGGGCAGUUCUCGGCAAGUGCAGCGAAGAGGCUGCUGCUGGUGGCGCUGCAAUGUAGUCAAGAGGAGCCGAGCAAGCGACCUGGCAUGAACCGUGUGGUGGAGAGAUUGAGGGAGAUCGCUGCUGGUGGGGGAGGAGCAAGAGGAGCAGGAGGAGCAGAAGGAGCAGGAGUGCAAGGGGUGGCACGGGGAGGGGUGGCAGUGGCAGGGGUCGAGGUGGGAGAGGACGUCCACUCCUCCCCCUUGGUGGAUGAGUGGGUCAACCCCCUCUACACCACGACUGCUGACGACGAGGAAGCUGCCCGGGAGGCGGACGACGAGGACUGUGGGGACAUGCCCGCGGAGGAGGAGGAGGCGGAGGAGGAGGAGGAGGAAGAGGAGGAGGAGGAGGAGGCCGAGAUGGAGGCGGAGGAGGAGGAGGAGGAGAUCGAGGGGGAGGCAGAGUGGGGAGACGUGGAGGAGGACGAGGUGGAGUAG